AUGGGGGGCCGGGGGCUGGGGCGAGGACCCCCCCGGCCAAUGUUUCCGGCGGAGUUUGCAGGGGGCCCGCCGUUUAUGGGGGGUCCGGAUAUGCCCCCGUUUUGGGGGCGGGGGGGGCCGCCGGAUGGGAUGGAAAUGGGAGGGCCGCGUAUGCCCAUGGGACGGGGUUUCUUCCCCCCCGGAGGGGGCGCGUUUAUGGAUCGGGGGGGUGGAGAUGAAGGGGGGCCGAUGAUAGGAACGGGAAGGGGGGAGGGUCCUGGGGUUAGAGGGCCGUCGAGGGGGGAGCAGAAUGAUUAUUCGCAGCACUUUGUAGAUACCGGGAUGCGGCCGCAGAACUUUAUCCGGGACGUCGAUCUGACGGAUCGGUUUGAGGAGUAUCCGAAGCUCAAGGAGUUGAUCCAGCGCAAGGACCGCUUGAUAGCGGAGCGCGCCACCCCCCCGAUGUACCUCCAGAUGGACCUCCUCGAGACGGAGCUGUCCGCUGACGUGUUUGGGACACGCUUUGACGUCAUCCUGAUCGACCCCCCAUGGGAGGAGUAUGCGCGGCGUGCGCCGGGGGUGGGGGACUCUCUUGCCACGUGGACGUGGAAGCAGAUCGAGAACCUCAAGAUCGAGGCGCUGGCGGACACUCCCUCGUUCGUGUUUCUUUGGGUGGGCGAUGGGGAGGGGCUGGACCUGGGGCGACACUGCCUCAAAAAGUGGGGAUUCCGGCGGUGCGAGGACAUCUGCUGGUUGAAGACCAACCGGGAAAACCAGGCACCGCCGCGGUACGACGAGUCCACCAUCAUGCAACACACCAAGGAGCACUGUCUGAUGGGCAUUCGGGGGACAGUGCGGCGGAGCACGGACGGCCACCUCAUCCAUGCCAACGUGGACACUGACAUCAUCAUCUCGGAGGAGCCGGCCUACGGCAGCACGCGCAAGCCGGAGGAGCUGUACCACAUUGUGGAGCAUUUUGCUCAAGGGCGGCGGAGGCUGGAGCUGUUCGGCGAGGACCACAACAUCCGCGCUGGCUGGGUCACCGUCGGGAAGGGGCUGACGUCAUCCAACUUCAACAAGGAGGCGUACAUCAAGUCGUUUUCCGACAAGGACGGGAAGGUUUGGGCGGGCGGCCGGGGGAUCCCUGUGCCAGAAAACGCGCCGCACCUGGUUGGCAGCACGCCCGAGAUCGAGAACCUGCGGCCCAAGUCGCCCGUCAGAUCACAGCCCCCAACGACAGCCCAGAACUCCGCCUCGCAACAGGGAGCACCGAAGAUGCAAGGCGGGCGCCCCGGCACAGCCACUCCACCGAGCGGCGUGACGGCUGCUGCUGGCGGGGCUUAAAGCGCGCAUGCGCGACGUGCGCGCACUGAGAGCGCGCAGAUCCCCGGUGCGAAUCUAUCUGUUUCGAACGAAAUGUUGUCCUGCUACUCAAGGUCUCAACAACGCUUCUCUGGACCGCAGCUUCGGCUACGUGUAGCCUGGAUGGAUCGGGCCGUGCGGUUGAUUGCCUCUCAUGUAUGACAUGGUGCAACCCAGUGUGCAACAUCGACUUUCCAAAUGUUUCGUGUCGACGACAAAGGGCACCCGAUCUAAGCAGCUUUUCUAGGUUUGAAGGGACUGAGGGUUGAACAUUUGCCCCUCACGUUGACGAUCAUUACUAGGCAGGCGGGCGCGACAUGGAUGCCUC
Klebsormidium nitens is the source of this 1669-nucleotide messenger RNA. The record is from the annotation of a GenBank genome assembly. Lineage: Eukaryota; Viridiplantae; Streptophyta; Klebsormidiophyceae; Klebsormidiales; Klebsormidiaceae.